GUCAGCCCUACCCCGGGAUGCAUCCGAGCCCUAAUGAAGAUGUUGUACUGCCCUUACUGCCGGGGACUUCCCACUGUGAAACCUUGCAACAACUAUUGCCUCAACGUAAUGAAGGGCUGCCUUGCAAACCAAGCUGAUUUGGAUACCGAAUGGAAUCUCUUCGUAG
Messenger RNA from Podarcis lilfordi (Lilford's wall lizard), 166 nucleotides. The record is from the annotation of a GenBank genome assembly. Lineage: Eukaryota; Metazoa; Chordata; Lepidosauria; Squamata; Lacertidae.